Molecule: messenger RNA, 1490 nt
Organism: Ooceraea biroi (clonal raider ant)
Lineage: Eukaryota; Metazoa; Arthropoda; Insecta; Hymenoptera; Formicidae
Gene: Pmi
Product: Transmembrane protein Pmi
Biological process (GO): inner mitochondrial membrane organization
Cellular component (GO): mitochondrial inner membrane
Source: RefSeq, a predicted model, not a curated record
GGUCCCGCGUCCUACCUCGAGCACCUCGAUGGAUAGGAAAUCGUCGACUCUCUGCCGACGGCCGGGACAGUUUCGCGAAAUGACGAAAUCAGAACGACGAUGACGUUGAUCGUGACCUCGGCUCGCGCUCGGUCAUAGAUGGAUCGCGUCGGCUUCUGUCACUUUCACCGUCGGUUUUUCUCGACUCGCUGACGCGCACGUACACCUCUCCCCGUUAUCCCGACGCGCUUAAUUGGCGCAGAGUCGCGACGACCUCGCGAAAACCGCGUUACCUCGGUCUCAGCUUCGCCGGGUUCGCGUAAAACGUACGCGCGCGGCCAAAACAAAUCUCGCCUUGAUCAGCUGUAAUCAACGUCUUACAUAACACCGAAGGAGAGAAAUCCCGGGCGGAAUCUCGGUCCCGUGUUACGUCGCUCGCUACGGAAUGCUCGAUAACGCGAUUACGCGAGCGCGGCGAUCGGAAACAAAGUGUGCGUCUCCUGCACGAGAGAGAAGGACUUGAUAUUGUUACCGACGAGAACCCUGUGGCUAUAGAUGACAACUUUGGCACGCUGUCGCGAGUUACAUAAAUUCUGCGCGUGCAAUCGUGUCGCAAAAUGGAUGACUCCUCGAACGUUGCCAUUAUUCGGGAAGUAUACGACAACGAGAAUGCCCAUGAGACAUUUGAGUACGAGUUAGAGAGAGCGUUGGAGUCAGAAUGCAAUCUAAUCGUCAUCGAACCGUCGAAAUUAGGUGACGAAACCUCCAGAUGGAUAGCGGUGGGAAACUGCCUCCACAAGACAGCCGCGCUGUCGGGCCUUGCUGCGAUUGUUACAGGACUAGUUUGGGGCGAUCGGCCCUACAUCUGCGGUCCACUAGGCUUUAUAUCAGUGAUAUCCUGCGGACUGUACACGGUCUCCUGGCAAUUUGAUCCCUGUUGCCAGUAUCAAGUAGAGACUGACACCAGCAAAUUACCGCACGUAGAGCUAUUAGCUGUUCUAGGUCCGUCGUCUCCGACGUUUCUCGUUAGGAAAGAUGACACGAGGAGACGAAUCCUACACACGACCGUCACAUUGGCAGCGCUCGGCAUUACCGCCUGGCGGAUCUACCAGGCGUUCAAGUGAGACAGUUACUACUGACAUUGACGUUGUCUUAUAAGCCAGGACGAAACAAUAAGGUGAAUGCCGAUUAUGUGGUCUGAUCUAUCGCGUUCGCACGAGCGCAAAUAAACGAAAGCCAGGUGUUAUCAGAAUUUUUACAUUGGCGCGUAACUUCCUCAAGAUUUUGCAUUGUUAUUCUUUGAUCUCCGUCUUGACUCAGAAUUGUAAAAGGUAAUCGUAUUGCAAAAUUACAAAGAACCAUAUACAAUCUAACGAAGGAGGACAGAUAUUGACAUAAGUGUUCUUAGAAUUAUGGAAUUUGCAAUGGAUUACACAUGGAUCUAGCAUUAUGUAUUUUUAGACUGUAAAUAAAAAUAGGUAGAAUACAGAAUACAGUACAUAUGGUAUGUC